This is a messenger RNA of Striga hermonthica, 1104 nucleotides long. The record is from the annotation of a GenBank genome assembly. NCBI's taxonomy places the organism in Eukaryota, Viridiplantae, Streptophyta, Magnoliopsida, Lamiales, Orobanchaceae.
AUGGCGGGAGGCGGCAGUGGAGAAGGAGCCUCGUUGGAGUAUACCCCGACAUGGAUAGUCGCGCUCGUUUGCACUAUUAUUGUUUUCGCCAUAUCUUUGCUUGCCGAAAGAAUUCUUCAUUUUUCCGGCAAGUAUUUGCUGAAGAAAAACCAGGGCUCUCUGUAUCAAGCCCUGCUCAAAAUCAAAGAAGAAUUGAUGUUGAUGGGGUUCAUAUCUCUAAUGUUGGCCGUGUUUCAAACGAGAAUCGGUAAAAUAUGCAUUCCCAAGAGGUGGAUGAACCAUUGGCUCCCUUGCAGUAAUUAUCAUGAUUAUAAUAAAGCAGCAAAAUCAACUGCGCAUUUCGAGGCCUUCUCACGCCGCCUAUUGGCAGAGGCAGCUGACGGCAAAAGUUAUUGCGAGGCCAAGGGAAAGGCGCCGUUGUUAUCAGCUGAAGCAUUGCACGAUCUCCAUAUCUUCAUCUUCGUGCUGGCCGUGACUCAUGUCGUGUUCUCUGCUUUGACAUUUGUCUUUGGGGGAUCAAAGCUAUGGGAAAUAAAAUUACUCAUGUUGGAGACAAUGCUUUCAUCAGAAAGCGGUUAUCGGGCGCCAGCAAAGUCGGUUUUUUCAGAUGGGAAAGAAGUUGCCCAAAGACGCACGGCAGUCACUGGUGAUUUAGUCGUCAAUCCUUCAGAUGACCACUUCUGGUUCCACAGGCCUCGUCUUGUCCUUGUGCUGAUUCACGUGAUUCUGUUUCAAAACGUGUUCGAGAUUGCUAUUUUCUUCUGGAUGUUGGUGAUGUUUGGUUUCGACUCGUGCAUUAUGGGUAAAAUUGGUUUUAUCGUUCCUAGACUAGUCAUAGGUUAUAGCACUCUACCGCUCUACGCCAUCGUAGCUCAGAUGGGAAGUUCGUUCAACAGUGCAAUAUUCGAGGAUCAUAUACAAGAGAGUUUAGCAGGUUGGGUGAAGAAGGCAAAGCGUGACAAGGGACCAAAGAAGGCUGUUGGUGCCGUUUCUAAUUAUCACGACUCGCCUUCUCCACAAAGGGUUGAGAUGAAAGAGAUCCAAGUGAAGGUUGAUACAAAGGAACAAAAGGGCAAAGAACCAGAAAUCGAGCCAUCUGUGUAA